AAACACGUUUAAAACAACGACAGAUCCCGAUUAAACCCGUGUCAUGUAGAUCUAUGAUACCAGAAGAGCGUGUCGAGCACAGUUUGACCCUAAAGUCGCGUUUUGUGUCGUUCUUCAAUCGCGUUUGAAGUGAAAGUGAGAGGAUCAUAACAGUGGAGGACUGCAGUGAGGUGAAGCUGUGCACACAUUAUGGCGAGUGUGCUGUGCAGGAGGGUGAGACAGGUGAGUCAGUCGUCUGUGGGUCACACACUGGCUCAGAGGAUCGUGGCCGUCAGAGGUUUUUCAGCAGCGGGUUCGUCUGGAUCAGAUGAGCCGUAUAUAGCUGUGCCAUCUCGAAACUCAGGUCCCAGGACAGUGUGGCCAGAUGAGACCAUGGGUCCGUUCGGGCCUCAGGAUCAGCGCUUCCAGUUGCCAGGCAAUGUGGGUUUCGACUGUCACCUGAAGGGUUCCGGGUUACAGAUGAAAGGGCCGGUACACAGGACGGUCCCGGAUGUUUUAACCGCCCCAUCCAGCACAGAGAGACACGAGUUCAUCCUCUCUCAGUUUGUGAAUGAGUAUCAGGGUGCGGCGCAGAGAGUCAGUAAAGCUGAACACUAUUUCAGUCAGUCAGAUGUGGAGUGCUCCAUGCGUUCCUGUCCAGAGCUGCUGAAGAAAGAGCUGGAGCUGUUUUUCCCAGUGCUGCCUGCGAGUCCCAUCACUGUCGUCACCGUAACACAGAGGAAGCAGAAGACGGCCGCAGAAGAUCAGAACCAAGAUCAACAGAAACUACUAGAUCAUUUUGUCAGAGGUGCUAAAGAAAUCUGCUUCACGCUGUGGAGAGGGGGAUACUGGGCCGAUUUCAUCAAUCCACUGUCAGGAAAAGCUUUUUUUGGCGCUCAGACGCCGGACUCUAUUCUACAGCGUCACGCUGGUUUUCACAUCGAGGACCUGGCGGCGUGUACGGUCAUACGACACGUCUUCAAGGAGACGUCCACGUUCGUCUUAACACUCAUCACUAACGCACCUUCCAACAGUCUGAUCAUGGAGAAACUUCAGGGACACGCCAGCGCCUCAGAGGACACGGACUGAUGGACGUUUGCAAACCUGAGCCAAAUCUACGUUCUGAUUCUUUUAGAAGAGAUUUUUGAAUAAAACUUGCUGGUUGUGAUGUUACAAAAUGAGCUUUUGAGAGUAACUGCGGUUGUGAGCGGAUUUAAAAAAAACAGCAAAAAUUAUAAUUUAUUUAAAAAAAAAAUAAUUUGAACACAGAUGUGAAUCCACAUGGUGCUUUACAAAACAUCAGCAGCCUUUGAGAGAACAUACUGUGUGUAAAACGUCAUCUAGAGUCGGGACAUCUGAAACAGAGGAAACCCAACCAGUGCCACAAUGACUAACAAGAUUUUUUUAUUUAUUUUUUGGUAAACAAAUCACGAUUUUAGUACAAUAGAAUAUUAUUGGAUAAACGGUUCGACCUCUACCAGCAAUUGCAGAAGUUCCAGAAUGAACGAGUGGAAAAGCGGGAAGAAUUCCUCAUGUUCCUUCAGCUUUACGAUGAGACUGUGAAAUGCAACACAAACACCAACUGUCUGCAGUUUACAAAUGAAUAAAGGAGCCUUUUUGGGGUAAAAUAAAA
Carassius auratus (goldfish) is the source of this 1612-nucleotide messenger RNA. Its product is annotated as methylmalonic aciduria and homocystinuria type D homolog, mitochondrial-like. The coding region runs from base 190 to 1068 and encodes 292 amino acids. Gene Ontology annotation, biological process: cobalamin metabolic process. Gene Ontology annotation, cellular component: mitochondrion. Lineage: Eukaryota; Metazoa; Chordata; Actinopteri; Cypriniformes; Cyprinidae. The record is from RefSeq and is a predicted model, not a curated record. The transcript has 8 exons.